This is a messenger RNA of Didymodactylos carnosus, 243 nucleotides long. The record is from the annotation of a GenBank genome assembly. Lineage: Eukaryota; Metazoa; Rotifera; Eurotatoria; Philodinida; Philodinidae.
AUGAUUCUUCAAUAUUCCAUUUUAUUUUUGUUACUUGUCAAUUAUUGUGUAGCUGAUAAUCCAUGUAUCUAUUAUUUUCCACAAGGUGUAAUCAAUUUAACAACAAUUGGCUUAGUUAAUAGUCAACCAAGAUUUAAAGAUGUUCGAAUUAUUAUUCCAUCCGAACAAUAUAAAUAUUCUUACAAUCCAUGUUAUUCAUUUACAGAAAGAGGAUGUCAAAAUGUAGCGGCAUGUCAGAGUUAG